Leishmania mexicana MHOM/GT/2001/U1103 is the source of this 1017-nucleotide messenger RNA. RefSeq lists its product as hypothetical. NCBI's taxonomy places the organism in Eukaryota, Euglenozoa, Kinetoplastea, Trypanosomatida, Trypanosomatidae. The transcript has a single exon. The record is from RefSeq and is a predicted model, not a curated record. Bases 1 to 1017 code for a protein of 338 amino acids.
AUGAGUGAUGGAAGAGACGAAGUGAUAGCGCUGCUGCAAGAGCUUAAAGCGACUGCGAUUCCGAAGUUUGUCGACAGCGGAGAGGCACUCACAUACAUGGCUUACAGGGAUGGGGUUCUUGAAAAAGCAAUCGCUCUUCUGAACUCAGAGCAUAUUGAGUCCGAAUCAAAUAGAAUUCAGCCGCUGCGUGUCAACAGCGAACAACUUGCUAACGCUGUUAUCGAGCGUAUAUUUGAUGAGCAUACACGAGUGCUACGGUCGAAACUCACCGAAGCUGAAAAGAUGGCGGACAUCUGGAAGAAGGUUGCUCUUUGCGGAGGCGCUGAGGAGGGAAAGUUGGCGCAACACAACGCUCUUGCACAAUCGGCCUUGUGCGUUCCAGCGCGAGUCUCAGUCGGCUCGCAAGUCUGCAGUACAGAUGAAGAUGCAGCUGCAUCUGAGAGCAACACGAACGUGCAGCAGUGCGAGUUCGUCUUUGAGGCAGUAACGGAAUGGCUGACAGGCUGGACUACGAAAAUGCUGAGUACUGUAGGCGAGAAACUAGAACUGUGGUGCUCCUCGCAAUUUGGCCUCACUCCCGUGAGGAUAAGCAAGCACGCGCGUGAAGUGAGUCGUCCUAGCCUCGAUGACAGCCUGAUGGUGUUGAACAGUCAAAACUCAGCGAGCCAUGCACCUCGCAAGAUCGAUAAUGCAAGGUUGAGCAGCGGAAAGAUUUCACGCGCGGGAAAGAGCAAAAUAAGCGAACGAACGACAUCGUCAUCUCUUGCUCCUUCACCUGGUGAAAAUCCUGCGCACCCCUUGAUCCUUUCUCCUUUGGAUGCAGCCGCCUCCUGUGUGCCAACGCCGAGUCACGGUAAAGUAGGUACGCAUUCCCCUCAGUAUGCUCAACCUGAAUCACAGCUGUACGUUAUGCAGACAAUGAGUUUAAAAGCGCGUACGAAGCAACUCAGCGGCAAGCAGCGUGCCGCCAUCUCGAGCAUCCCAGUAGGUCGAAUGUCCCAUCUACCACAUAUAUGA